AUGACACGCCUAAGUUCUCAAGCCUCAACAAGCCGCCGUAUAGGGGCAAUCAAAUCUCGAUUCGGGUGCAAAACCUGCAAGAUUCGUAGAGUCAAAUGUGGCGAAGAGAGGCCGAGGUGUCUCCGCUGCUCUAGCACAGGACGGCGAUGUGACUUUGAGAACAGUGAGGCACUAUCAUCAGAUGCAAUACCCAGCUACGCACUGUCGUUAUCUCCAAAUACAGGACAACGAGAGCGUCGCGCAUUUGAAUACUAUUUCCAUCAUGCAUCACAACAUCUAGCCGGCGGGAUGGGUAUUGACUUUUGGACAUCGAUUGUUCCGCAAGUCUGCCGCAGCGAGCCCGCAGUAUGGGAUGCCAUGAUUGCAAUUAGCGCAUUGUUUGAAUACCCCAAUCAGUGUUUGGACUUUCAUUUUUUGAGUGAUCACCGAAAAAAUGCGUACUUUCUCAACAAUGUCCAACAAGAUGCCUUGACAUGGUACUCGCGAUCGAUCUCCAGCGUGAACUCAAAGAUCCAGCGCGGCAGAGCUGAUCCUUACAUUUCACUCAUAAGCUGCGCUCUAUUCCACUGUGUGGAGACAAUUCAAGGACGUACAGAAGAAGCCUUGAAACUCUAUCGACAAGGUGUCAGCUUGAUUCUUGACCUUCGCGUCCAGAUGGGUCGUGAAGGAGCAUAUUCUGAAAAGGCCGCACUAUUAGAGCGUCACAUUAUGCCUUUGUUCCUGCGAAUGGGCACUCUUUCGUUGACCAUUUCAGGAACCCCACCUCCUAGUGAGCUUUUAGUUCUUUUCAAAAUAGGCCUAAGCGCCGGUGUUAAAUGUAUUGAUUCGGCAAGAAACACGAUUUCUGUUCUAGCUGCAGAAGCCGUCCUCUUUGAACGCGAAGCAGCCUCACGUCUUCGGGAAAUAGGAUCUCCGCCCGCGAUCAGCGCAGAAAUGAUUGCGAAAAAAGAAACGCUCCGAGCCCUACUUACCGAAUGGCAUCUUGCAUACACUAAACUUGGCCAAAGCACCAGCUCUCCAUCUACGGAGCCUUUGUUACUAUUAUAUCACGCUGCUGCAUCGAUUUGUGUGACUGGAUGCUUACAACAAGAGGAGACUGUUUAUGAUGUCCAUUUUGCAGACUUCACCACUAUCGUCGAGCAGUCUACUGUGAUUCUCGGAGCAGCAGGUUCAAAUGGUGCCCAGACACCAUUCACAUUCGAGGCGAGUGUGGGGCCCCCUCUCGCCGUGACCGUACUGAGAUGUCGUGAUCCAAGUUUGCGGCGAAGAGCAUUAGAACUAUUGCGACGAGCGCCUCCAAUACAAGGAUUUUUCAAAUGCCCUCCAUUGGCUCUUUUGUCAGAAGCCUUAAUAAACCUGGAGGAGGGAUAUAGCCUUUUUCUUAGGCAAGGGAAUCCCAACCUUGUCCACAACAAUGCCUCACUUGGCCUACCAGUUGUAAAGCCUCAGUCCGGGUCACAAGCAGCUCUCAUCCCUGAAGAGGCUCGAGUCCAUGACUAUGGUAUAUUCAGACCGAACAAGCGGCAGCCUCAUUGGAUCACUGAAGACCAUAUAGCACAGUACGGUCUUGGACCAGAUCAGCUUUAUCUAGGGUUUGCAAGAAAUCAAUUCGAUGUAGAAACCAACAGUUGGCGACCGAAUUAUCAAUGCAUUCCCUUGGGAGGCUAA
Molecule: messenger RNA, 1668 nt
Organism: Penicillium taxi
Lineage: Eukaryota; Fungi; Ascomycota; Eurotiomycetes; Eurotiales; Aspergillaceae
Product: Zn(II)2Cys6 transcription factor domain-containing protein
Exons: 2
Coding region: 1-1668 (555 amino acids)
Biological process (GO): regulation of DNA-templated transcription
Molecular function (GO): zinc ion binding; DNA-binding transcription factor activity, RNA polymerase II-specific
Source: RefSeq, a predicted model, not a curated record